ACUGCAAGAAGCAGGCAGGGCACACUCUUCGAAGUGUGCUAGAUGCACCGUAGCUGCGUGAGUUAAUUCUGUUAAGAAUCUAGUCCAAUUAUCAUGUGGAGACCAGAAGAAAGCCUCGCAAUGACGAUUCUGAACCGACACAGCGGAUAAACUUAACAAAAGGAAUAUAAGAAUAGACGGUGGUAGGCUACCACCAAAUGAAACCGGGCUUAGCCUACAACUUUAAACAGUCGAAGAAAACAUCUCCAAGAUGAAACAGACGAUGUACACGACGCAACCUGUCUGUUGUACCUUCAGUUUUAGAUAAUGUACCAUUGCCAUUUUAUCUAGUCGUUUCAAUCCGCUCGUAAAUACGUCUUCGUUUUACGCACAGUAACCAGUGAGUCCGUCUGUCAAAAUAAUUCCCUAACUUGGACUAUUUCUGGAAUUCGAUCGUUAUCAUGGGAACACACAUUGACGUGCUACUAGUCACAGCAAAUGUUGGAUCAUUAUUUGGUGAUGUGGGCGAGCUGGAGAAUGACUGGCUGCGAGAGUUCUUCACGACGGUCCACACCCACAAGCCUCGCUUUGUGGCUCUGCACUUCCAGGAGGUGGGAGGCAAGGACUACAUGGUCAACAUGGGCCAUGCUGAGGACUUUUUCUGGAACAUCGAGUCCAGUGAGGAGAUGAGGGACUUUGACCGGGUCUGCACCUAUGUGGACAGCCAUUUUAAGGCGGUGGACCGCUUCACGGCUCUCGGAAGCAUGUACUUUAUUCACAAGUCCUUGAAGAACAUCUACCAGUAUGAUUUUAAUGUCAGAGAAUUUAAAGCCGUCUCGGGACACAACAAAUACGUUGGCUCUCUGGAUGGAGUGACCACGGUGGAGAAAGAAAAAUUCCCCAAGAAUUUCUGGCCUGAUAUCAAGUGGUCGAGGAAAGGCUACAUGAGGACACGAUGGAUCAUCCACAACCAGGGCUUUGACCUGGUCAAUGUCCAUCUCUUCCACGACGCGUCCAACCUCAUCGCCUGCAACUCCAGCCCCUCUGUGUACUCUGGCAACCGCAAGAAGGCCCUGCAUUACGUCAUCAACAGGAUAUCAGACAGCAGCUAUGCCCCAGUCCCAUUUUUCCUGUUUGGAGACUUCAACUUCAGACUGGACACCCUCAGCCUAGUUGAGAGUUUGUCCAGGUCAGCGGAUGUCCAGACGGUGAAGAAAGACAGUAGUAACGAGGUGGAGAAGAUCAUCUGUGAGGAGAAAGACAACGACCACAAGGUUCUCCUGCACAUCGAGACCAAGCUGUUUGCCUACCUGCACCAGGCAAUGUUCAGAGAGGACAACGGAAGGGGGCUUCUGAAGUAUGACAAGGAGAAAGCGGCCUUCCAGGACGUCAUCACUGAGGAGGACAUCCUGUUCCCCCCCAGUUACCCCUACAGUGAGGACUACAACAAGCCCACGCAGUACAUGAACACGCGCUGCCCCUCCUGGUGCGACCGCAUCCUCAUGUCCCACUCUGCAAGCGACAUCAUCGAAAGGGCAGAGGAUGGAGAGAACUGCGUGGUGUACAACACACUAGGCCCAAGUGUCUGCAUGGGAGACCACAAGCCUGUUUUCCUGUUCUUCGGAUUGAAGACAAACGGCCACUGAGGCGAAGCCUGGAGCUCUAUUGAAUGGUGAGAUAUGGUGAACCAGCACAGCAUCUAUCGCAUGAGGGAUUGGGAAUCUCGCUUUACAUUCCAGCAUCACCCACAUCACAUCCUUACCAGCACCGGUCCCCCCCAGUCACUGUCUUAUCCACAGUAAACAGACUGUUUCCUGUGUGUGACUACUCCUGUGUGAGGUCAGAGAAUGUCCACCACCAGCAUUACACGUGUACCGCCCAGCAUUAGUAUUAACCCUGCCAAACCUUCCCCCACCUGCCCCGUUAUGCAACCCACAACCCCCCCUGACCGGUCGUGGAAAUGUACCCGUGCAAUUCUGCCCAGGCAGAGAGAGACUCGUGAGGGUGAAUCAUCUACAGCUGUCAUGGAAGUUUUCUGCACUGCAUUCUCGUUUUUCCUGAGUGAGGUCAUGAGGGGGAGGAGCUGAGUUCCAGGAAGCAGCUUCCUUCCCAAACAACCUCAGACCCUUCUCAGCACUGCCCCCUUCCCUCUCCCUGCCCGCUCUGUCCAAUUCCUCGUCAUCCUGCUUUCACUGAGUUCUGCACAGGAAGGAGCAGAUCGACAGGCUCCAGAAGCACUGUCAUUCUUCCAAGUAAGCAGCUGACUGCAGCUGCUCAAAGUAUCCGUUUGCUUUUUAUUCCUUACGCUUACCGUUAGCCGACAGACAUGCUGUGAUUCAUGUUUUUACUUAUUUUUUUACUUAUAUUUAUUUCCUGUCUUAUGUCAAGGACAUAUGCUAAAAAAGUAAACACAACACACCACAGUAGCUGCUAACAGUUCACCAUAGCUGCCCCCUUUCAAAAAAAGAAAAUGAAUUGGUAAUGGAUAGUGGACCCUUCAGUUUGGGGAUAGAUGGCAUAAUUCUCAGCGUGACAGGGAAUUUUAUGAUGAUAAGAAGGCCCCUUUACUGUGAAUUAUCUGAUUUGGCAUGAGUGUCUCCUAAAAUAUUGCCUCGGCUCUACUCCUUACAGUAAUAUAGGUGUAGGAGUGAGAGAGUGUAUUUUACAGCGAUAUAACCAGUGUCCUGACGUAGCCUUACAUGUACUUUAGCCUAAGUAAAUGCUCCACUUUCCUUUGGUUGGGUGGGCAGAAUUACCACCCACUCUUGCAGUCACAGCUACAGUUCCAGCACCGUUUAAAUCAAUACAAUUUUGAAUUUACAAGUUCACUGGGGAGGCAUUUCGAGCCCUUCAGCAGAGUCUGAAGUAUUUAAAUCACCCCCCUGUGAGUGUGGCUGGGCACUCCCUCAGACUCCUAAUUCAACCCCCCGGUAGGCAGUGGAGGUUUAAGAGCUGCAGAUGUGUGUCACUGUGUCCAGGCACCUCCUGCUAUCACAGUGGGCCAAAACUGCAAGAACAUGGAAGUGUUUUAGUCUUGUAAUGAGAAAAUAGUAGCUUGUUUUUUGCUUGAUAAAUGAAAGUGUCUGGCCCAUUGGCAAAUCUGGCCGAUCUUUUUGUCUUACUGUCUUUAGCAAAAAAGUAGCAGAAAUAAUAUUUUAAGUCUAAAUCAAAGUCUAAAUCGAAAAGAAAAAAGACUAAAAUGCUUGAUAAGAUUUACUUAUUUUUUUGGUUUUUGCAGUGAACUGCAUAUUGGACCGUCUCAUACCCAAACUAGAUUAAUUCUGGCACUGGUCGAGGUUUCUGUCAGCUUUUUAAAAUUCUCAGCACAACUGCUCAGUGACUGGUCUUUUAGCCAAAUAGUUUGUUCUUCAUUUUAACCCUGAUGAGUAUUAGUUUGUUAAGUAUGAUAAUUUUCAGUGCUUUAUGUAAUGGUUAGUGGCUGGGGUGUUGUACCGUCUUGCUUUUGUUUUGUUUUUUCAGCCAUAUCAUAGUAAGAAAAAGAAGUAAGUCACUAAGUUUUCUUGCUUUUAUGUUACCCUCUCACUCAUUUUUAGGUUAUCUUAUUUGAAUUUUUUUUUUUUUUAGGUUGAAGGGGGUGAAACAUAUAGAUAAGUCAUUGGUAGAAGGUACAAGUAGUUCCUUUUGUUCAAAUUAACAAACCAAAUGUAGCUCAUAUUUUAAUGUUUUAUAUGUUUGUGUCUCCUCCUUUUCUUGUGGGUUAGGUAGUUGCUUUGGCUGUUUUUGUAUCAGGAUUACAUGUUGAAAGUUUACUUGCCAAAACAAAACGUUUACCUUAUCAUUCAACUUUUUUGGAUGUUAUUGGAACAUGCAUGUAUGACUAGUUUCUCAAGAUGUCCCAUGCAUGCGCACAAUUACAAACACACAGAUACAUUCAUACCAGAAUCUGAUUAUAUCACUCUUCAUUUAUGAUGGUGGAUUGUGUCUCAUUGAAACCAUAAAUUAAAAAUCAGCUCAGAAUUGUAAAUGUCAAAGUCAACAUGUAUUCAGGCAUGGUUGUGAUUAAUAAUGAAAUAUUUUUGUUAUCUUUUAUUGUUGGAUAAUUAUGGGAAAGGCAUAUUCGUAAUGAACUCCAGAGCAUUCAUUCUCUGGUCUGGACUGUCUCAUAGUAACCACACACAGUUAUAUGUUAUAUGUAUUAUAGAACCUGGGCAGCCAGCAUCAGUCAAGGCUGGACAUAUUGUAGGUUUCCAAAACGAGAUGUUUAGCUUGAUGCCGCUAAAUGCAUAGAUUAUCUAUAAUUGAAAGUGUAAUCUGGAUCCUGUUGGGUUUCAUUACAUUUAUUGACAGUCGUUAGUCUGCAUUGUCAGAGUGGAAGUAACAAGUACUGCUAGUCAAUAACCUACUUCUAGGAUAUAUUUAUGUGACAUGAGACAAAUAUGAUGUUCACAUUCAGUUGACCACGGCAAAUUCAUAUGCUCUGAAGUUCAUUAUGAGGCCAGUGAUAUCAUUAAACAGACAGCACAGAUGUACUUAGUGUCUUUUUUCAGUCUUACAAGAAACACUACAUUAAUAUUAUAACAUAUCUUUGUAAGUGUGUACAUAAAUAUAUGAAACUUUUUAAAAGUGGGUCUUGCCCCAGAUAAUUUGCCACUGGGCUAUCAUUACUCAAACAGUGCAACUUUUAAACUGUAGAAAGUAUGUAUUCCUACUGUUCUGUUUGAAUGAACUCAACCUACAAGCUUUUUUUCUGUCAGAGUUCUGGAAAACUGAAAAUGUGUUAACCAAUGUUCAGAUUUACAUUUUGGUGGGUAGUUGUGGCAUAGCCUACUCUGUAAACUUGAUACUGGCGUGUUUUUCAUUUAUAAAAACUGUUUUUUCAACCUGUCAAUUUACUUUCACGCUUGACUUGGCAUGACUUAAAUGGUUUUCAAAAGAACAAAGUUCUUUGUCAAUUCCUCCUCUGAGCCAAAAUUUGACAGUUCAGUGAACUUCCUCUCUGGUUCAGUGCUACUGUAGCUCUGUGAUUUGGUCACAGUUCUGAUUUUGGAUCCCAAACAAUAUUUAAAUUGCCAUAAAACCACAGGAAACGCCAUUCCUGGAAAAUGGAGAGACCCAGACACAAAAGGCGAUGUCUUGCACAGCCCGUCCGAGGCAUUUAGACAGAGAUAAACGUGGCGUUAAAUCUGCUCCCUCAAGGUGAGGGAGAUCUUUUUGUUUUUACUUUAUUUUUGAGAUGGACGGCAUGUUUAGAUCGAUACCUGCUGAAAAGGGAAAAGCGGGUCGAAAUGAUGUGGCGUUCGGAAUGCGAUCCUCUCGGCUGCUGAAUUUGAAAAGACGAAUCGUCCCCUGAUUGGACAGAUGCUGAUUCAUCUGCAGCACACGGUGUGAGUGUAGUCACUGAUAGGACGACUGGCUGUGUGCUCAGUGUAGCCUAGCUGGUGGUCAUUCAUUGUGACGUCAAGUGCAGCCAUGCAAGAAAGCAUAAUGGUCUUUCUAGCUUCAGAUCAUAAUAAAGCAACUCUUAAAAGACUAAAACCAUUUGCGUGUUUAGUGUUUUAAGCAGUAGGGAUGUGUAACAGUGCCAAGAACUGAAUGGUGUCUUAUUUGCUUUCUUCUCCAUUGUUUCUUCUCCAUAGGCCCUCCUGAUAUUUUUCUGAUAUAUUAAAAAUCAAUUAAUAUAAUUUCACACCGUCAUUGUUUUUCACAGUAAACCUGAUAGGAAAUGUAUAUAUUUUGUAUUGUCUUCAAUGUCCUCCUAGCAUUCAAACAGGUCUUGCUUCCUCAAAUCAUCGUUUAUUUCAUCUUAUUACAUCAAGCAUUGGGGGUGAAAUCUUUAUCGUGUACAUGACAUGUUAUUGUUUCUGUUGCAUUUCCUCUGAUAAACUGUACAUAUUCAACACA
Messenger RNA from Conger conger (European conger), 5841 nucleotides. RefSeq names its product inositol polyphosphate-5-phosphatase L (gene inpp5l). The transcript is spliced from 16 exons. Lineage: Eukaryota; Metazoa; Chordata; Actinopteri; Anguilliformes; Congridae. Gene Ontology annotation, biological process: phosphatidylinositol dephosphorylation. Bases 441 to 1625 code for a protein of 394 amino acids. The record is from RefSeq and is a predicted model, not a curated record. Gene Ontology annotation, molecular function: inositol-polyphosphate 5-phosphatase activity.